AUGGUUUAUAAAAAAGAAAAAAAAGUAAAAAUUUAUAAAACAAAGAAAAAAAAUACAUUAGAAAGUAAAGUAAUUAAAGAUCUUCAAGCUAUGUAUGAUAAAAUUGAUGAAAUAAAACUGCAAAAAUUUGUUGAUUUACCAUUAUCAAUCAAAACAAGCAAAGGAUUAAGAGAAAGUGAAUAUAUUACUCUUACUGAUAUUCAAAAACAAAGUAUAGGUUUAGCAUUAAAAGGAAAUGAUAUUUUAGGUGCUGCUAAGACUGGUAGUGGAAAAACUUUAGCAUUUCUUAUACCAGUUUUAGAAAUUUUAUAUUGCCAUCAAUGGACACAACUUGAUGGAAUUGGUGCAUUAAUUAUAACUCCAACUAGAGAGCUUGCUUAUCAAAUAUAUGAAAUGCUUAGAAAGGUAGGAAGAUAUCAUAAUAUGUCUGCUGGGUUGAUUAUUGGAGGUAAAGAUUUAUAUUUUGAAAAGAAAAGAAUGGAUCAGUGUAAUAUUAUAAUAUGUACUCCUGGUCGUUUAUUACAACAUAUGGAUGAAAAUCCAUUAUUUGACUGUAUAAAUAUGAAAAUUUUAGUUUUGGAUGAAGCUGAUCGAUGUUUAGAUAUGGGAUUUGAAAAAACAAUGAAUUCUAUCAUUGAAAAUUUACCACCAGUUCGUCAAACAUUGUUAUUUUCUGCUACUCAAACAAAAUCGAUACAAGAUUUAGCCAGGCUUAGUUUAAAAAAUCCAAUUUAUGUAUCUGUUCAUGAACAUGCAAUACAUACAACACCAGAGGGUCUUCAGCAAAAUUAUAUCGUGUGUAAAUUAGAAGAUAAAAUAUCAGUGUUGUGGUCUUUUAUUCGUAAUCAUCUUAAUAAAAAAAUUAUAAUUUUUUUUUCAAGUUGCAAACAGGUUAAAUAUAUCUUUGAAGUAUUUUGUCGUAUGAGACCUGGCAUCAGCCUUUUAUCACUAUAUGGAACAUUGCAUCAACUCAAAAGAAUGAAUAUUUAUGAAUCCUUUUGUAAAAAAAACUAUGCAGUUUUAUUUGCCACUGAUAUUGCUGCAAGAGGCUUAGAUUUUCCAGCUGUUAAUUGGGUUGUACAAAUGGAUUGUCCAGAAAAUAUAAAUAAUUAUAUUCAUAGAGUAGGACGAACUGCUAGAUUUCGAAGUGGAGGGGAAUCUUUAUUAGUUCUUUUACCUAGUGAAGAGAGCAUAGUACAUAAUCUAAAAGAACAAAAAAUUCCUAUUAAUAAAAUAAAAAUUAAUUUAAAACGAUUAUACUCUCCACAUAGAAAAUUGGAAGCUUUACUUGUUCAAGAUAUAGCACUUAAAGAAAGUGCCCAACGAGCUUUUGUUGCUUAUGUGAAGUCAGUCUUCUUGAUGAAAGACAAAAAUAUAUUCAAUGUUCAAGCAUUAAAUACAGAUGCAUUUGCUAGAUCGCUAGGCUUAGCCAUUCCUCCAAGAAUUCAAAAUGAAGAAAUCCCAAUUGUAGAAGAAAAUAUAAAUAAAAACAUUAAAAAUCAUUUUUCAAAUAAUUUAAAUACCAAUAACAAUGUUGAUGAUAUUUUAACUAUAAAAAGAAGAGAUAUCGAUAUCGAUGUUUCAUUAGAAAAGACUAAAAAUGAUAAUGAAGUAUUUGAGUUAAAAUAUAAAAAAACAAUUACAAAAGCUGCUUUAGCAAAGAAAAUUCUUAAAAAAAAAAUUGUACCAAAUAAGAAAAUUAAUUUUGAUGAGGAAGGACAGGAAGUAAUUGAUCAAAUAAAAUCAAAAGUUUCAAACUUAGCUAAGCAAUAUGAGAAUGAAGAAUUUUCUGGUAUAAACAUAGAAAUUGCCAAACAAGUUUUGAAAGAUGAAGAUCAUUUUGAUAAACAACUAUUUAGUAAAAAAAUUAAAAACAAGCAUAAAGAAGAAAAACAAAAAUUGAAAGCACAUAAGGUGAAGAAAGAAUCUGACUUCAAUGAAAUCAUAGAAAGUGAUCAUUCGUAUGAAUCUGAUUUAUCAUGGUUGCCAGAUCCAGAUAAAAUUUAUGGAAAACUUAAAAAAUUUGAUAAAGAUAAUAUGAUUUGUUUUGAUGAAAAGGUUAAUAAUUUAAAGAACAGUGAAGAUAAAAUUAAUCGACCAACAAAAAACAAAUUAAUAAUACAAGAUGUGCAUAAAAUGAAAAAAAGGAAACAUUCACUUUCAAGUUCAAAUAAUAGCUAUUUAAAAGCAGAUGAAGAAUUUUCUUUACAAUUAUUACAAAGAUAA
This is a messenger RNA of Ceratosolen solmsi marchali, 2226 nucleotides long. RefSeq names its product probable ATP-dependent RNA helicase DDX10. The coding region runs from base 1 to 2226 and encodes 741 amino acids. The record is from RefSeq and is a predicted model, not a curated record. The transcript has 13 exons. NCBI's taxonomy places the organism in Eukaryota, Metazoa, Arthropoda, Insecta, Hymenoptera, Agaonidae. Gene Ontology annotation, molecular function: ATP binding; nucleic acid binding.